CUCGCCACGCACAAACAACACACGACAAAUAAGCCCAUAAAAAUGCUGCACGCGAACCUCCCCCAUCAGCACCUCGCCCAAUAAAGAGUCUCACGAAGAAAUGCAAACGCUGAACGAAUCCCCCAUAAGAAACGGCAGCAACAGGCAACAGAGCAAAGCGCUGCCUGCGGCAGCUCGUCUGACUGCUUGGCGAGCACAAUGGCCAGAGCAGACUGAGUGGAAACCCGCCGGAAGCCAGAAAUCCAAGAGCAAGCAAAAGGCCCCAUGGAUGCAGGAGCGGCCGCCCACCUCUGAAGGUCAGUCAUUGAGCAUGCAAAGGAAUGCGGCUCCCUUGAGCACCCAGUAGUCAGGGGGCUUCUCGGUCGGGAUCUCAAUAGCUAUCACGAAAUUGGUCGAAUGACCUGACAAACACAGAACAGCACAGAUAUGGAGAGACACGUUCUCUCACCCACGUUGCCCUGUCCGUAUGCUGUCAUUUCACCUGUGGUGGACAGGGUGCCCGCUCGGACCGAUGUCUUGUAUAGUGGGCAUGUGUAGUCCGACGGGUUGGGCUUGUAGUGCUCGCACGGCUGGAAGUGCACUAUGGGUGCGGGCUCGUACAUGACACCCGGCAGCUGGUCCUCAAUCACCAUCUUGUCGAAGUCCCACCUCGCGCCGUCGAAGAACAUGCCGUAGAUGUAGCAGCCCUCUUCCGGCGGCUCCUCGAUCUCCCUGCGGACAUACACAACGGCGAGAUAAUCACAAGGUCGAUCAACAACUGCCUGUUCGCCUACUGUGCGUCCUGGAAUUGCUGAGCAAUAAACUCAAAGGAGAGGAUGUCAAUGGGCACCUGAUACUUACGAGAGUAGGCCUGCAGCACAGCUGUCAAAAACCUGCAGCCACAAACACACAAGAGAGAGACAUGGAACGGAAACUCUCUGCAACGCUUUAACAGACCCUUGCGGGAAGAAAAAUGACGAAAUCCAAAAGGCACGCGGCUUCCCCGUCUCGAUCCAUGCAGCAAAGAACUUGACCUGUAGUACCAAAUGGCAAGCAGCCAUUACGAUGGCCUGAUGAUGGCCGCUCACCCACCCGUUCAAUGAGGUCUUCGAACCAGGACGUCAGUGGUUUGAGCGAAGGGUAGGCGACCUUGGACCACACAGACGGUACCUGGUUGUUGAGGAAGGCGCCGUACAUGAGGUCGAGAUCCUCCGACAUGACGAUCAGACCCUUGACGGCCUUCUUGAGCAGAGACAGGGAAGACGACAUUUUCCUCAGCAGCCUGUGAAGGCAGCGAAACACAUCAUGUGUGUGUGCGUCUGGAGACCAGAAAAGGCUCCCUUACUUGUUGAAUCGCUGCAUUUCUUGUGUGAGACACGUGCCGAGCGACUCCAUGAUGCCCGUCUCUGCAUUCUUAGCGAAGGCAGAUGGGUGGGCACCCUCCUCACUCAGCAGCUGCACACAUUGAGGCGCGACCAAUAUUAUUGCCGAUGGGUGAUUGGGCCAUAUCGUUGUCCUUACUGCUGGCACUCGUCCUGAGAUCGACUCGGCGACUUCCAGGACGAUCUGGUCGGGCGAUUUGCCCCCGCCGCCACCCCCCUCUCUAAGACGCAUCGGCACACACAUGAGAGGCGGACGCAAUACACCCUACUCUGUGCUCUCGUCAGUGCCUACCUUGGCUGUAUGGACAGCACAGUGGUCAGUACAGCGUCUGAUUCCUGCUUUUGGAAGUUGAUGUUGGCGUUGUCAUGCAUCCCGAAUAUCUCGGGGGAGUCGGACAGAGGCAGCUGCUCUACAUAAGACACGUAGGCUGCAAGGUCGCCGUCGACUGGGGCUUUGUAGGUGCCUGAUACGCAUAUGGAGAGACGAAUCAGGAAACCAUAAGUCCCUGGUGCGAAGUGAACUCACCGGAUUCUGAGAAGACAUAGUCGUCCUCCAGGAUGCUAUUCGUGACGUAUCUGUUGAGGAUGCUCAUCAGCAGCCGCCGAUCGAGGUCAUCCGUCACGCGACCCCCGUAGUUGAUCUGACCGAUGACGAAGAGCAGCGUGUCGAACGGCACUUUCUCGAAGGGCCCCUCGAGGAUGUUCUUGAGCACAGUCACAGAAGUCUCCAGGUCGCUGUUGUUGAACUCAUACCGCACGUUCCAUCCGAGCGGCCCGAACUUCCUCCUCUCCUGCACGAUAGCGUGGAAGAACUGCAGGCCGAAGCGGAUCUUCUUCCACUCGUGGAUCCUCGAGCAACCUUCGAGCUCGGCCUCAGUGGUGUCCAUCAGCGACCUCUUGACAUUUGCGCGGAUGCCCUUCGGCGGCUCGUUGGUGAGCUUGACGCCAUUUUGCAGCACAGGGACCGGGAAGUAUGGCGCAGGCAUGGAUGUGAGCCACAGACGGAAGUCGGGGUGGAGUGUGGGGUCCUCAGGGAAGCCCUCAACGAUCUUCUCCAGUUGUGGCAUCCACGACUUGGCCAAGUGACAGUUCUGCAACAGUACCCACGAGCCGUCUCUCGAUGCCUGCUCGAUGAGCUUCUUGGCCCGAGGGCCUUGCCCCUGUCCCAGCGAGAUCUUGCCCAGCCGAUCGUCAGGGAUACCCUUCUCCGAUGCAAAUCGAAGGAGCAUGCCUGUGGGGUCAGCUCCCGUUGAGAGCACAAAGAUGACCGGGGUGGCUGAUGUGGUGUCGGCAUAGAUCUCCUCCAUCCGUGGCAGAGCCACCUCGACAAAGCUGCGACCCAGGCGCUUCUCGACCACUUGCGCGACGGCGAAAGAGACCUUUUCCUCCCUCAGCGCCUUGAUGACCAAGAGCUUGUGGAAGGGCAACAACUCAUUGACCUCCUCAUAUCUUGCCGGCAGUGGCACCUCUUGCGGCUCUGCGGCGGCAAUCCACUCCCUCCAGGCCUCUAGGUUGUCCUUGAUGUGUUGGCAGAUGUCGGAGCAGCAAGUGGCCAUGCACUGGGCGCCAUAGAGGAAGAGCCAGCUCUUGUCAGAAAUGAGGGCUUGGUCGGGCUUCUUGGGCAUGUCCUUGGUGCUGAGAAGACCUGGACCUCGCAGCAGGAGACUCCACUCCUGUGAAGAGCAAGAGACAUGAGGCGAUGUUUCCAGAAGCAGUUUGCUUGAGACGCCUACCGCUGCGUUGAUCUUCUCUUCCUCCUGUCUCAGGAUUUGCAUGGCAAUGAUGAAGGAGAAGAUGAGCUUGUGGCGCUCGAAGAGACCGCGACAGAUGUUGCUGUAGAUGACCGAGGUGAUGUUUUCAACCAGAAUGGCUAGCCGCUCCUCCAACACGUCACGCUUGGCCGACGAGUCAAUGACUUUGUUGAAGAGGCGCGUGAAAUAGGUUAGCGAGAACUGGUACAUGGGGUCGAUGUUGGCGAGAUCAGCAAUGACGAAGUAGAGAAUGGAGCCGCGGAUGGCCACUGGGGUGUAUUGCUCACGAGCGCGCUUGAUUUCGACCGCCAUGAUUUCUGACUCUUCUACUCGCUUGUUGAUGUCGUUGGCAGUGACCUUGGACUGGCUGAGUGUGUUGAUGAGCUCAAUGUCGUCAAGGAUCUCGCCAGAUGACUCAGACAGGAGACGCAAGAUGGUGUCCUCCUGAAAACACGAACAGAGAGACAUCAAGAAUCAUACAUCCGCUUUCUGAUGUGGGAGUGUUACCAGUCCCUUGAGUGUGGCUUUGUCCUCGGCCAUCUGUAGGAUCAAUUUGGUGUUCCUCUCCUCUGUCUCGGGUAUCUCCUUCUUGACCACAUCACCCAGCAACUGCUGCGUCAGGCCGUCGUAGGUGACGGUGAAGUUAAUGACGGUCACCUUGAUGCACACCUCCGGUAGAUAGUGCGGGUUGGGCAUCUUGGUCGUCAUGUAAAACUUGAAAUGCAUGUCGUAAUCCACGUCAGAGUCGCCUGAAGGAAAAUUUGCACAUUUGUUGAAUAGGCUGGGACAGCCACGAAACCCUGCAUGCUCACCGAGGUGUAUCUGCAGCCGCCCAUUGUUGUCGAAAACCGCCUUUGCGAGCACUGGUUCCAAAGCGGGAUCAAGCUGCUCACCGAUGUCCUCAAUCUGCAAGGCACUCACUGUUUUGAUGGCUGUCGACAUGUCUGUCUCUGUCAGCAGCGCACCAGCAUGGGCUGUCCGAGUCUGAUGCAUGCCUCAAGGAUGUUGAGCAGCCUGGGGUCUGCCAGCUUGGUGAUCUUGAUGCCGUUGGGUGACUCCAUGUUCUUGAUCCACUUGUUGGCCUGCGCUUGCGGGUCGAUCAUGAGAGGCCAGCGGGUGCCGCGUGACACCAAGAUGCCGUUGUUGAGAGACACGUCAUCAGAGGGAAGACCCUGGACACAGAUUAAAACCAAACAAGGAGCUGCUGAUCACCGUCUGCACGACUCAUACCUUGAUGUUCCAGUCUCUCAGCUCCACUGGAUUGCCCAUGAUGCCCUUGAGGUCGAAGGAAUCAGAGGCAGGGACGCUCUGCUCAUGUGUCUUCUCCAGCCACUUGGCCACAAUCUCAUCUCUGUACUGGCCUGUGAAUGGGCCAUAGUAUGAUAUGCAUGCAGCUGAGAGGAAGACAUCGCCGAUGAGGUUGCGAAUCUGGCCGGCCAUCAUGUCCACUGACUCCUUCCACCGCACCUGGACAAGAACAUCAUACGACAUGCUCACAAGUGCGCCACACUCGAGCACGGUGUGGGCCUACUUGUUCGUCUGCAAGGCCGCCUGUCAGCUGCCCUGCUCUCACAAGCCGGGCCUCCGUGAGCUGGGCCUCGUGGAUGAGUCUGUUCUUCUCAUUGUUCGUGUCCUCCAGCUGCUUCUCCAGAGCAGCCACCUUGUCCAACACAGACUGCAGCUUCUCCUUUGCUUCCUUGAGCUUCGCGUUGGCAGCAUCCAACUGACACACGCACGAGCCACAAAUCGAACAACUGAUGUCAGUCCUUUGCCAUCUCACACAUACAUACCUGAGCAUUCAUCUCCUCAAGCUUUCGCUUUUUGGGUUCGACCUCCUUGGCAACUUUUGAGUAGGUGUCCAUAGCAUGUGUCCACAUGCACAGAGACUUCGCCGCCUUGGACUGCGCGCCGACGCUAUCGGGAGAGUACUCCGGCUUCUGCACGUACUUCUCGAGUUUCUUGAGGAUCGGCUGCGGGAUGUUGUCUUUGUCAAAGUUCUUGAGGCGGGCUAGGAAGCCGGUGUCGGAGAGGACCUUCUUGGCCGAGUCCCAGUCUGGCUUUUCACUGAGGAGGAUGUUGACGGCCUCCAUAGUCAUCAUGACCAGGGGUGGCGGCUUGGCGAAGGACUUGAUCUCAGUGAUGUCCUUCUUGUCCAGCGAAUCGAGGGCAGCUGAGAAGAAACAGGAGAGACGAGAGGCCCGUCAGAAAGAAAAACACGUAUCACCUUUUCUUCUGACCGAGUGCAGCGUUGAGUGCAGGCAUGGCGACGUCCAGGUCCUUUUGAGCAUCGGCCUGCAAUGCUGCCACCUCCUCGGCCUGGGCUCCGACGAUCUUGGCCUCUUCGUCGACCUGGCAAGAAACAAGAAAGCAGCAGUUUUCGUGUCUCGUGCAUGAAAAUCCACAUGCAUGGUCUCUCACCUUUGCCUUCUCGAUGUCGGCAUUCUUUUGAUCCUCGGUGACGACCACCAAGAGCUCCUCGGCCUCCUGCUUCUUCUGCUUCAGCACAGGCUCAAGCGCUGUCAACUCCUGUGGGAAAAAACGAUGGCGUGAGUACGUACGAGGCUGUGCGAUCGACUCUUCUUUGUUGGCGAGUACCGUUUUGAGAUUGGCGACUUCUUUGUUGGUCUCUUCCAGCUUGGUCACGCCCACUGCAAGGCGAUUGCGCUGCGUGCUGAGCUGCUCUGUCUUCUCCUCAAGCAUCUGAUGAAGGCAGGCAUUCUUGUAUACAGACACUGGUCUUGCUGCUGUUGUCAGAUGGGUAUGUCGCUCGCCUUGAGAUAGAGGCUGAUGAGGUCCAGAUAGGAUUUGGGUGUGACGUAAACGUGUCUCCUCAGGCGCUCGAGGAAGACAUGCGACGUCUCGAUCACAGACAUAUGGACAGUCUUGCACAUGUCAAUCAGACCGUGCUUGAUCGGCUCAUCAACCUGAAAACACACUCAGACAAAGCAAUCACGAACAGAUGACCGCGUAGGCGCCUUUGUUCGACCUGCAGGUUGGCGAGGAAACGCGUUGCGACACUCUUGAGGGCAUCUUCUGGCCACGGAUGGAACCAGUCGAUAGUGCAGCAGUUGACGAGGGACGGGAACAUGCGCAUCCGGAUACGGAGGGCAUCGCCGACGGGGGACAUGCACAGGACGAUGUGGAGAUUCUCACGCACACGCUCGACGAAAAACUGAUACACGGGAUCCCGACCCUCAGACCUACAAACCAUAACAAUAAGACGAGACAAAAAGGUUGAUGGAGAGCGUCCAAUGACCGGCUUACCUUCCUUUUUCCUUUGCGAUUGGUCUGAGAUCAUUGACGAUGCGAUCGACUUCAUCGCUAGGGAAAAGGUUGGGCACCUCCCCUGCGUUGAGAAUGUUGUUGAUAUCCUCAAGGAAUGUCUCGUCGAUUAUCUGGCUGUCGGUGAAGAGAAAUGUCGUGGGUUUGCCCUCACCCCCGCCCGCCUUCAGCAUGAACUUCCUCUCGUCCUCGCGGAAUAAAUCCACACCAUACCCCUUUACCACAGCCACCUCACACUAAAAGAGAAAAGUCAAAGGCCACCGAUUUUGCAAGUCUCUUCCGCCGUCGCUGCUUGAUUACCGAUUCCAUUUCGGACAAGGAAGCAGCAAGCCGCGUCAAGGACUGCUUGCCUGAACCUCCGACACCGACAAGCAUGGCGUUGCCGCGUGGCUGUCUAAGGAUGCGUGCGAUGCGAGACACGUGCUCGAUGGCGUCCUUGAAGAAGACCAGAUUCAUCGGCGUCGAGUGGGUCAAGUUGUACUCGUCGCAGUAAUCUUCCAGCAGCUUCGCGACCUGUGGGUGGCACACAUGGUGAAAGGGGCUGUGGCGUAUUCGAAAAGCUGCUUUUCCGUGUCGACUCACCUUGCCCAUGUCCUUGACUUCCUCAUAAACGCGUUGAUCAGCGCCAGGCCGCAGGUAGUCGCCCCACAUGAUGGUGUUGUUAAUGAAUGUGUCAUCGGCCGUCCACUGGAGGCGGAACUUGCCCUGCAGAAGCUUGAUCAUGGCGUCACGGAACCAGCCUAGCGCACGAACAUUGAAACAUAGAUACAGAACACACGUCCAAGGGCCCAUGUGCUCACCUUUGUCGUUUUCGUCGAUGAGGCGGUCAUGGAAGACCCUCAUUGUCUCGUGGAUCCAAAGUCGCGUGAAGGCAUCGGCUGAUGUGGCGUGCAUGGGCUUGACCAUGAGCACCCCCUGGAAGACCUUGGACACGUCACGCAGGUUGAAGGUGUAGUGCGACCGGGCGGGCGUCGGCAGCAGCUCAGCACUGAUCCGUGUGUAGAUCUCUGACACAGAAGCCACACGGAGAGACAUUGCAAAUGUCUGCUUCUUGCCGCCACGGCUCCUUGGUGGCCUACCUACCGAUGGUCGACUCCACGACUGGUCGAGACAGCAGCGCAACCUCUGACUUGAAGCCCUGCGCCAGGAAGCCCUGGAUGAUGUGCAUGAAGAUGACCGUCAUGGCCUCCUCAGAGGUGGCCGGCAUGCACAGGAUGUGGGAGUGGCGGACGAACCGGGGUGUGAGUUCGUUGCGGCCACCACCGGGAGGCGCGGCACACAGAAGCAGCAUGGUGUUCUCGAUUUCCUUCCAGAACAGCUUCUUCCGGUCGUAGAAGCCCUUGAAGUCCUGGAACUGUCGCAGCAGCUCGAUUGGAGGCUGUGCGCCGUAUGUCUCGACGGCCGGCAUGUUGACGUCAUCCACGAAGACGACCACUUGAUCCACACCCGGGGGAGCGCCGAGCUGUCAAGGACCGGAGAACAAAGUAUGCUCGUCUGUCUGUGCCUGUGCCUGUGCCUGUGUCUGUGCAAAGUGGUUGGAUCAGCCCUGCUUACCAGCGUCUUUCUCUUCUUCUCCAGUUUGCCUUCGAUGGUGAGCUGGCUUUCGAUGGCCUUGGUCUGUGCGGAGAAAGUCAUGAAGAUGGGCGACACCCUCCCGGCAGCCUUGAGCUUGUCCAGCAGGUUGGCCGCAAUCACAGACUUGCCGAUACCAGACACACCUGCACGACACGAGGGGGUAGAGUCACGGAUCCACAAAGGAGUCUAGUCUCUGUUGUGUCGGAUUGACCUGUGAAGAAGACGGACGCUCUCUGGUGUAUCAUUCGGUCUAAAACAUAGGCGAAACGCACUGUGUCCUUGUUAGGGACAAGAAGGCUGAAGUAGGAUGCGUCAGGCGUGUAGUGGAAGGUUGGAAGUAUUUCGUCCCAGGCUCGAAUCUUGCCGAACUUGAGGUCCACGAAGCCGUCAUAGACACCUCCUCCCCUCGGCCAUUGCACGCCCUGAUCGAUUAUGAAAUGCAUCUCAGUAGCAAAAGUCGCUUUUGUGUCUUUUACCUCUCCCAUUUGGUCUUCUGCAAACUUGGCGAACUUCUCCCGUGUCAGAGUGUCGAGCGAUCCCCCGAGGGCCCACGUGUAGGCAAAGGCAAACACCAUGGGAAUUAGGCUCUCGACAAACUUCUCGCCACUCUUCGUCACAUCCACUGCCGGCUUUCCGUCCUCUGCGUCGACUGAACACACCACACCAGCCAUCAAGUGAAAGCGUUUGUGACACAUCAAAGUAAGACACCGCCUGUGGUCGCACCUGAGGCGAUGCCGUUUGGAGUGCCGGCAUUCGGAUUGAGGACGGCGUGGAAGAGAUUGCAGAGCGAGUAGACGAGAUUGUUGUCCACCGAUACCACGGGCUCGACGCAGUUCUUGCGGACGAACGCCAGACCUUUGUCAACAUGCGCCUCAAAGAGAUCCCAUAUCUUGGUCUUCAGAUUUUCACUGAAGAGGCCUGUUGGGAGACUGCAUUUAGGUGUAGAGACAUGAAAACGAUUUGAUUCAACAAGUCCCUGGCAGCUGGCUGUCUGCUCUCUCACUUGUGCAGCCAAGUCUUGGCAUACGGCCUCCAUCCCAAGUCAGACGGCGUGAGGUAGACCAUCCCACAUCGGCUCACUGUAGCAGGGGAGGCCACAGCGAGGUCCUGCACCUCGAAGAGCAUCCGCAUCUCCUGCUUGAGCUUGAUGCGCUCGCCAUUGGCAAGACAGAGGGUCAUGUUGUCGUCGAGUACGGUGUUCAUGUUCUCGAUCCAGAUAGCGUCGACUGGCCCGUCAAAGAUGGUCCACUUCUUGUCGGGAGUCUCCUCAGAGACAUAGCCCCUGCAGCAGAGAAGAGAGGAAUCGCCUGUAUCUAGUCGUUGCGUCCAGUGCUUGCAGACCUCAUAAUAGUGGAUCCAAGCCCAUCGGUCCACUCCUGCGUGAGCUCGUUGAACUCGCCAUAAAGCUCGCCCAUGGUGAUGCACUUGGGAUUCAGCACACUGUAGUGCACAACCUGGUAGUCCUCCUUCGGGUGGCCCUCCUUCCUCAGCUUGGUCAUGGCGCCGGCCAGCAUCUUGUAGCACACUGUCUUGCCGCCAGUGGUGGGGCCAACGAGCAUGACGCCGAAGCGCACGUUGAAUGUCUCGUACAGUUGGAUGACCUUCUUGAUGAGGGGCUCGUGCACCUGGUAGCCACCCUCCGCCAUGCACGCCUCGAUAGACGACUGAAGCUCGCCGUAGUCGAUGAAAGGAACCUCAACGCCAGGGAAGAGAUCCGACACAAUGGCGUAGAAAAGAGGAAGGUCGUGCGCCAAAAACUUCGGUACAUUAGAGUCACUGCAUAGUCACAGUCCUGUACUCUCUCCUGUUAGCUGUCGUUUCUUCGUGUCUCUCACCGCAUGGCUCUGAUGAGCACGAUGUCCUCUGACAGGUCCGGCUCAGCUCGCUUCAAAGCGCCGGCCAUGACAAGCACCGACUUGACGGCACGCAUACCGAAGUCAUAGUGGUCCUGCUGUGAGAGCUGCUCGGAGGAGAGCUUGUACAGCUUGGUGAACUUGCCCGACAGUUUCUUGGCCUCCCCGAAUCCCUCAGCGAACAGCAUGAUCUCGGCAAUGAGUGUGUAGUCGGGCACCAUCAUGGACACUGGACGAAACAGCACCUGAGAGAAGAGAAAGCACUUGGCGUAGAGCAGCAGCAGCAGCAGCAAGAACGUAUGGUGUCUGUGUACCUUGAGGUUAUCCGGCAGCUCUGUUCUGCCUGCAUAGCCAGGGUUCAUAGUGAUGAACACGCCCAAUGUGGGUUUGAGCUUGAGCACACGGCCCUCGAACAGGAACUCGCUCUUGCCGUCCAGCAAUGCCACACGGAUCGUAAGCAGCUGCUGGGCAAUGACGGACAGCACCUCAAUGUCGAUACGGUUGAACUCGUCAAGGCACGUCCACGCACCCGCAGUCACCACACCUGCACACAGCAAAGGAAGGAGACACAUACAUCAUCACACACUGCCCUUCCCUGAAUCCGUGUUGGUCACCAGAGUAGAGCUUGGCCAUCAUUUUGUAGUCGAUCUGGUCAGAGCAGUUGAAGACGACGCACUGCCUGGCGAUGGCUUUGGCCAAGUCCUUCGUUGACUCUGUCUUGCCCGUCCCUGCAGGGCCCGCGGGCGCAGCUCCCAGCUUGAUGUGAAGUGCUCCCGUGAUGGUCAGCCAGCACCUGUCUGUCAGCGGGGUGAUUACCAGACGGGACGUGGCGCCCUGGUACUCGUAGCCGAACCGGAUGCGGGCGUCGACCUGCCGGAUGAUGCAGUCGUCUUCGUCGGUGUCCCAGUAGUACUUUAGCUGCUGCUGCCACUUGAAACUGUUUGCAGGAAAAGACAGAGACAGACAGUGGUGAUUGCAUGAAGCAGGGAGAAAAGGCAAGGCAAAGGGACGACCUUACUUGUUGACGUCGGUGACUUGUGCCUUCCUGAGCUCGUCGACGAUAUCUCGAUUGUGCACAUCUUGGAUGGCCAGGGCCACCACGCUCUUUCUCUGGAUUGAUGACAGCUUCCCUCGCACCAAGGCCGUCAGGUCGCUCAGCUGCUCCACAUUCUUGUCGAACCAAUCGUUCAUCUUAUUUAGGGGAUCGUCACCUGCACCACACAGACAGUGCUUCAUUGCAAGGCAUGGCAUGUGCGUGUUCGUGCCUGCUUACUGUGCAGGACUUCUUCAGUUUCCGAGCACCACAUGAUUUGUGAGACACAGCUGACGACCUGUGCCUUCGAGUUAGCGACCCAGUCCUUGCGAGAGGGCAUGGCGUAUUCCUUCCAGCCGUUCUUGACGACCACCUGCAGCGACUUGACCAUGUGGUCCUCCACCUCCAGCAGCCACUUCUCCACGGGACCUCGUGCCUUCAUGACCUUGUAGAACUCCACCUCCUCACCCUCGCCUGAUAUCAUUGCGUGAAUGUCCUGCAGAUAAACGUCACAUUGAUGGACGUGAAUCGGUGAAGCCAGUCGUUGGUUGCAUACCGCGCUUCGUGCGUCGUCUCCCAAUCGCAGCUUGACGAGGUUGUCGAAGCACUUGCGAAGGUGGGGCUGGACGGCCUGAGGUCGGCGUGCUUGCGCAAGGAUCUCCAGCAGCUCGUCGUUGGAGAGGAAGAAGAAGCGGGGGAAGGCCUCACGCUUGCUCUGUGGACAACAGACACAUGAAGGGCUACAUAUGUGUGAGUAUUCACUGGAAGACGCACCUGCAGGUAGUCCUCAAGGCUCUUUUGUAUCUCAUCGAGUGUCUCAUUGAAUUGUCUGAACAGCUCCAGCCUGCCGGUCUUGGUGCACGCCUUGAAGGCUACCCCAUACUCGUUGGUCUCCUUCAUGAUGGCCUUCCACUGGGAGUCCACUGCAGAGAACUUCUGCGACUCAGACGGCAGCUGCUUGCGGAUAUCGCCCGCCGAGAAGAUCGACUCGAGGUACAUCCAGUUGCGCUGCACCUGCAGCCACUCGUCAAGCGUCUCCUGGAAGAGAAUCAGGUUCUUCUGCCAGCCCUCGACCUCAUCGCGGAUCGGACCCACAUAGCGCGAGCCGGCAAUGGUCGAGAUCGUGACGAGAGAGUCCUCGAGCGUGGCGAUGACUUCGUCGACGCCUCCCAGAAUGAAGACGUCUUUGGAGUCCUUGUAGGAGAGCACCGUGAGCUGUGUGUCCUGCCAGACGCCCUUGGCUUUGUCGAGCAUUUCCUCCAGCGCCAGCUCUGCCGUGGCCUUGCCGCUGAUGUCCUGGAUGUCCUCGGUGUAUUGUCCCACACCCAUCUCCAGCAGACGUCCGAGAGUGAAGUCCUCGUUGUCGAGCUCCAAUGUCUGGCCAAUGAGCUCGUUGAUUUUGGUCCAGUGUCUCUCUUUGAGGGCCUUGUUACGGAGGGCGAGCACGACUGGCAUGGUAUUCUUGAAGUUGAUCACCACAUCCUUCAGCUGGAAGACCACGGGAUUCUCAGGCAUUGCCUUCUCGGACUGCAAAGCCACCUUGUUAUAGACCUGCAUGAUGACCAUAAUGAUACAACAUAUACACAAGUUUGAGCAACGUGAUGUAGCUGAGCAGCUGAUGUGUACCUGUAUCUCCUUUUGGAUGGUCUCGACAUCGAUUUCUGAGAAUUGUGUGUCGUUCCAGACUUUGCUGAGCUUGUCCCAUGCGUCGAUGGACCGCCAGAGCUUGGCCUUGACCUGGAAGCUGCCCUUCAUGUCCUCGACCUCCUCAAAUGGUGUCACAUCCAUCUUCAGCACCUCCUGGUACCUGCAACCCACACACGAAACACAUACAUGCAUUAUCGUGUCUCUUCAUAUAUUGAGUUGCAGUGUACCUGUUGUAUCUGACAGCAUCGCUGCUGGCCGCCUUGACCAUUUCUUCGAUCUCCUCGAUUCUUUCCAACACCUCAGCCCGCUUGGCCUUGGGGUUCUCGAAGAUCUUGUCCUCAAGCCGCUCUGCGACGCGCUCCACGUCCUUGUACAGCUGUGGGAUGUCAUGCUGCAGCUCUUUGGAGAAGCGGGACACGUUGCUCUCAGAUGACUCUUGCGAGAACUGCAGCUGGGUCCUGCAAAUGAAAGAGGCGAUUAGACACAUCACUUUCCUUGAUGGCAUGCUAACCUCAGGGCGUUGACGGUGGUAGCGAGCUCGAAGAAGGCGUUUCUCUGUGUCGAGGUGAUCCUGACCUCGUGCUGGUUGAGGAGCUCAAAGAGGUCGGCGAUGUAUUGGUAUUUGCGGUCGGUGUCGGGCACGCCGUCCAGCACUUCGUUCAACAGAGACAUGAACUCGACAUACUAAGGCACAGAUCGACAGAGGACAAUGCAGCCAUGAUUACGGAAAAGCUUUAUGAAGCCCGUCUACCUCAUCGACGUUGCCAGGCAGCUGUGCCAGCUUUUCAUUCGCUUCCUUCAGCUGCUGGGUCAGUUCAGCCGUCUUGUCCAUCGCAAGCUGUAUUAGCAAACCACAUACACGCAUCCAUGAGGCAGACAGACGCUUUGUUCAUGUGCAGCCGACUGACCUCAGGGAUGUACUUGGUGAGGAGUUGCCAGCACCUCGUCGGUGAUGGCACCAGUGUCUUCUGCAUUUCUGUGCCAUCCAGCUGAAACAGACCCAAAUCCACCUGCAGAGAUUGUCAAAGGAAGGCACCAGUGGUCGAUGCAUCGAGCCCCAAUCGCAGAGUGUAGCCAUUCACGCACGCACUUGUGUCUGCAGAGCCUUGACGCUGUCUUGUUGGCUCUUGUAUUUGUCAAGCGCCUUCCUGACCGUCGGCAACCAAGACCAUCCAUUCGGUAUGGUGUCGAUUAAAGUUCCAUACAUACGCAAAUUCGAGCAGCUCGACGUCCUGGAAGUCACUAAGGGUCGUGCCUUCGUUCUCGACAUACAUAGUCACGAAGUCCUGGGGCAGAGACCAACGCCACGACAAUGCAUAUCUUUGCACAAACGAUCUUGGCUGAACGAGUCAGUUACUUACCUGGUAUUGCCUUGCAUGUGCCACCAGCAGAUGGAACAGCUCAUCGAACCUCCUGCCGAUGUCCCGCAUGAGUUUCUUGAAGCUGGCGUCGGCCGUAAUCUGCGAGAAAAGGUCGACAGUGGCCUCCUCGCCCCUGUCAUCGCCCAGCUCUGCGAGAGGGGCGGUGAAGGGCUGGAAGUCAUCCAGCUGCAGGAAUGUCGGGCAGCUGCACACUGUCCUCACGGCAUCAAGAAGGACCGCUUCAAUGGAAGCGCGGAAGUUGUGCCUGCAAUACGGAAGGAAGAAGCGAAUCAAGAAUAUCUUAGGUCCCUUUCUGUAUCUGCAUGUGUGUGCAUGUGCGUACCCCGAAGGAUUGAAGUCGAUGCCUGUUGGAUCAAACACGACACUCACUACAAAUAUCUGACAGACGAUAUGGAAAUGAGACACGACGUGGCCAAGACAUACACGCACCGGUCUGUCGGCCGAGGGUCCCUUCAUAGGACCCUUGCCGCCCCGCAGGCUGGGCCGUCUCUUCUUGGUGAAGUCUUCGCUCCCGCCGGCCUCCUGUGGGCCCUGGUUCUCCAGCUCCCUCCUCUGCUGCUUCUCGAUGAACAUUAUCAAGGAAUCCAAAAACCUAAAGACACAAGUGCCUCUCCUUUCUGUUGCAUCGCUGUGCGCUUCUUUCCCAUGUAUACAUGGUAGUCGAAUUUCUCGCGAGGCUAGCAAUGGCAUCAGAGAAGAGAUACUGCGCCGUCCUGAUGAACUUGGUGAGCUUGCGGCACUGAGUCCGCGUGGUGGCCCUCUCGGUGUAAGACAUGUUGGAGUCGCCUCCCAUGCCCAUCUUGCCUUGGGUGGGCGGCGGGCGAGGGACAAUCAUCCCCGCACCACGACCGGCAGCAGGCACAAUGGCACUUGUGUCGCCUCGCCGAGACUUGUUUGCUGAGAGACAGACAGAUGGACAGAUUGACAACACAAAUUGUCGACAGACUGCAGUCUCUGCACAUCUACCUGUGACGGCCCUUGAGGCCUCAUGCGUGUCGUCAGGUCGUGACUCAGCGUCGAGGGCACGCGCACCAGGUCCGAAUCCGUUGGCCUCGAGGAAGGCCUGGAGUGAGUAUGUACACGACUGCAGCACCUCGUCUCGGAUUGCGGUCCAGAUGGUGUUGAGCUCAGCCAAUAUCUCGCCACGCCUUCUCUGCUGCACGUCCAAAAACUCCUGUUGGUUGCAAUGAGAGGAGAAAGACAAAGACAUCAUUGUUUGAAUAUCGCCCAUUGCUCUGCGGGCUUACCUGGAGUGUGUAUGUCCUGUCGAGGUCGUAGUGUAUGAGCGGCCAGGAGGUGAGGCGGAAACACAAGGCGCGGACCUUCAGCAGAGAGCCGCGCAAGCUCGAAUCCAAUACAAAUAGAUUGGAGGUCAAAGUCUUGGCACACUUUCUGAAAAAGAGUACGCAAGAAAUCAUGCUUCUGCUUCCUCUUUUGGCCUGUCGUGUACGAGCUGACCUGAAGGAGUGGUCCCUCAUGAUUCUCUUCCAGACGGAGAACAUCUUCCAUUUGCGGUAUUUCGCAAAGAACGAAAUGGCAAUGAUCCGACGAUACAGCUCCUGGUCCCUCUGCCACUCCUGAGAGGCAGGCCAAAAGCUAUCAUUCUCCCGGGCCCGAUGGAUGUGUGUGUCGAUGGUCGGUCACUUUCUGACCUGCAGUGUGGUGAAUUCGACUUCCCCGUGGUGGUAGUGAGUCACCCCCCUCAGGCUGAUAGUCAUGUAGUCGUGCGGAUUGAUCUUCGAAAACGGGACGAUCUGAAACUCAUACGGACCUGAUCUGGGCAAACACACCAAGACAGACAUUGCAGACAUUGCAGCGUCCGUCCUUUGGUCACUUGCCUGUUCAUGUAGCAAAACUCCUCUGUCAGCGACUCAUGGUUGAGAAUGAACUCGACAAAAUCGGCGGGAUCAAUCCAGUUGGGAUCUUCCUUGAGGUUGGGCUCCUUCCUCUCCCCCGCCCCCUCCUCCUUCCCUUCAAGCUCCAUUGGCGCCUCGCCCUCCCUCCUCCCAGGACUGACACUCCUCAUCGCGCGAACACCGGUCGGCUCCCUUAUCGGCAGCGGCUUGACGUUGGUGUGCGGCACGACCAUAGAGGAAGGGGGGAGGGAUGCCAUCGGCGGCAGGGCGAGCGUCGUGGGAGCUCCUGUAGGGCCAGUUUGUGGCGAGAAUGCGAGAAUCUUGCGGGGAGGGGAGGUGCUGUGUGGGUGAGGGGAUAGCUUGCGUGGCUUGUGGCCGGCUUUGCCUCUCACGAGAGGCGAUGUGGCCUGGCCCUGGCGGUACAGCCGCUGGCGCAGGUCCGGCGGGCAGGCGAAUGUGCUGGUUGUCUGCAUGAGGGACGUGAGGCCCGAGCUGGGGCCGCCGUCUUGUGUGCGGGACGUCUGCUCCCAUGUCUGUGGACCCUGCCGUUGAGCUGAAGGCUCGAUUGGCGCCAUCCUUUUCGCGAUCUCGUGGGGGCGUCCUGGGGGCGCCGAAGGGAGACUGAAGGAAGCGCGCACGAGGAGCUGCAU
Molecule: messenger RNA, 16390 nt
Organism: Vitrella brassicaformis
Lineage: Eukaryota; Vitrellaceae
Source: the annotation of a GenBank genome assembly